CUGCAGCCUCUGAGUUGAACAGUAGCAGAUGUAAGCACUCUACUGCUGUUUUAAAAUGGGUCUCUCUCUACCAGGUCCACCAGUAUGUGUCGCGGGCAGAGGAGCUGAAGGCCCUGGUAGCGUCAGACAACAGAACACAUUUCCAGGAAGCACAGUGUGCAAGAGACAUCCUGCACGAAAUGUCUCGGGACCAUCCCCGUCUGUUGGCUGCAUUGGAUGUGGCAGCUUCUGCAGUGGCUAAGGAGGAGGGUGGCCUGGAGGACUGGGACACACUGGACAUGUAUCAGCAGAGUCUGGGUGAGCUGCUGCUGGCACUGGCAGCGGAGCCCCAGGGUCGGAGGAGAGAGCUGCUCCACAGCGAGAUUAAAAGCCUGAUGACCAGAGCUGAGUACCUCAAAGAGCACUUGAAGAUGCAAGAUGCACAGACUGAUGUCUCGCUGGACAGAGAGGCCCUCUCCGAGUCAGUGCGCACCUCAUGCUGUAUGCAGUGAGCCUGGACUCUGGACAACAGGAACCAAGUAGAGAACCAGAGGCAUCAUGUCCAGACAACCCAGCCAGGAUGUGGACCCCAGCAAUUGGCAGACAGUCCUUUCAGUCCCUAAGAUGCUUUGCAGUCAUUUAAUUUGAAAGUGAACUCUUUGCAUUUGAAAGGGAAAAUACCUGUAAAUAUAAAUUAUAAUCAGAAAAUAAUUUCCAGCUGCCUACUUAGAAUGUAGAUGCACUCGCUCACUAUCUCACUCACUCACACCGUGGCCUUGCUGUACAUCCCACUGCUGGGCAAACUGCACUGAGCUGCUUCCACAAGGAGAGUGAGGAUUUGACCUUGUUUAUUUACUCUUCAUUCUGGUUCAGUUUGUGUUGGUGCCGCUCAGCAGCAGAGUUCCACAAGUCUGCCGUGUUUGGGCUGUGAGUCCGUAUCAGUCAGGAGCCCCUCCCAGAGGUGAGAAAAGUUUCAGGGAUAACUAUUCAGUGGUUUCCUCUAUGUAGCAUGCCGUGUCCAGCCUGGUCCAUGUCCCUUUAAUGGGAAGAUAUCUCUUUCAGUCACAGACACUUGAAAAUGCCUUGUCUAAAGCUCUGGAUUUACAGACACAUGAAUCUCUUGAAUGCUCUGAGUAUUGAUUUUACACUGCCAGUUUUACUGGAACUCUUUUCUUAUUCUGCAUUU
Molecule: messenger RNA, 1165 nt
Organism: Scleropages formosus (Asian bonytongue)
Lineage: Eukaryota; Metazoa; Chordata; Actinopteri; Osteoglossiformes; Osteoglossidae
Gene: ulk3
Product: unc-51 like kinase 3
Exons: 7
Coding region: 180-491 (103 amino acids)
Source: RefSeq, a predicted model, not a curated record